Molecule: messenger RNA, 1811 nt
Organism: Dendronephthya gigantea
Lineage: Eukaryota; Metazoa; Cnidaria; Anthozoa; Malacalcyonacea; Nephtheidae
Product: TELO2-interacting protein 2-like
Exons: 1
Coding region: 6-1763 (585 amino acids)
Source: RefSeq, a predicted model, not a curated record
UCAAAAUGGCAGCGAAGGCACCCAAAGAAUGUAACACGAUUCUUGCAGAAUUUUUUGCUGAAAACACAAUCAAAAAGUUAAACGAAAAGCACCAAACCAUUUUUAAUCCAAGCCAAUUUCUAAAGGAUAUAUUUGAUGUAGUUUGCCAGUGUUUUCCAGCAAAUUUCGACCAUGAAAAUGAAGUCAACAUUGUGACAGGAGUGGGCAAGUUCAGCUUGCUUGACUUUUCUCCGCGAAUAUGUGAAAUGUUCUCUUCAACAAUUAUACUCCAGGCCUCAGCAGAGUAUCUUAAAGAUCUUGAUAGUUCUAAAAAGUAUCAUCAAUGCUUAAUAAUAUGCAAAGUUCUUGCUGAAAUUUUCAAAAAUUGUAGCUGUGAGUGGAUUAUUGGAAUUGAUAGUAUUAAAGCUCAAGAUUUGAAACUCUUGGAAACGUCAGAUUUAGAGGAACAGAACAGAAAUAUCACACAAUUCCAUAUUUUUCUUUUAAAGUUUAUAAAUUUGAUGUCACUUGAUUUGACCAAGCUAAACGAUUGUCCAAAGCUGAAAUUAUAUCCAGGAAUUUUGCAAUUGUGCUUCUUGGUCCUGAAAAAACUUUCAGAGAAUUCAACAGUUGAGGUUUUUAGGAACUUGUGGUUAUCUAUACAGAAAAAGGUUUUGUGUGAAAUCGUGAUGAUUUGUAUCCAACAAGUUGGUGACCAAUGCUGGGCUUUGGAUGACUGUAAGAAAAUGGCAAUGGCUGUCUUGGAGUCCUUAAUAGUUAUGUGUGGCUGUAGGGAUGUACUUGGGUUGCUAUGUGGAAAUGGUGGUAAAACUCUAAAAGAAAGAGACUGUUGCUUCUUUCCAAAUGGUGUUCUUCGUAGUGUUCUUGAGAAAAUGAAAACAUUCAUGUCAAAGAACAAACUUCCUGAUUAUCCAGUUGCAGUACACAUUAUAGUGUGGUCCAUCAGAAAUAUGAAGCACCCUUAUCUUGGUGAGCAUAUUUCAAUGAUUUUACCACCACUUUUAAUGUUGGUUGAUGACUAUCGAGUUGAGAACCGUGUCACUGGAAUAGAAACCUUAUCUCAUGUAAUUGAAAAUAUGAAUGCGACUGAACUAUGUUGGUAUGGGCGAGCAAACAUGAUUUAUGAUGCAUUACAUCAUCGCAUACGUACUAACCAGCCAGAGGUGAUGCGUGUUUUACAGCUUUGUUUACUAAAAAUAAUCAAAGUUAUAGAGCCUUCCCCGAAGAGACCAAUUGCCUCUCCUAAAAUGAACAAAUGUGAUGAAAAUUUCCAAAUCAUCUUGACUUCAAUGGAGUUUGAAAGUAAAAUUGUGAUGAGACGAGCUUAUUGUAGUAAUUUGGCCUUGUUUAUUGAUCACAUGGGCAUCACCAUUGUUCGACAUUUGACACGCUUGUUAAGGGUUGUGUUUGGAUAUCUUGAAAUUGGAGAUGGCGAUACUGAGGAUUGGCGGUUACUUAUGCUUGAUAUUUUGAAAAGUAUUCUCCUCAAUGCUUGGCCUAAGGUUCCAAAUUAUAUGGAUGAUAUACUAAGGUGUCUAAUGAAGGUUGUAAUUGAUGUAUCAAUGUCAAGUGUUGCACUCACUUUGAAACAUUCAAUGUUUGAGAAAAUUGAGAACUGUUUAGUUCUGUUACUAUGUUUGUGUGGUGAAUCUGUAAGAAACCAACUUGAAUGUAUGACAUCUGGCAUUGGCCUAAAUGAGGCAGAGGAACUGAUCACUAGGGCGUUAGAUAGAUACAAUUCUAACCCACAUAUCGAAAUGUAAAUGCAUUUGGAUUCUACAAUGAAAGAAUGAUUAAUUUUUCAAUUGAAA